Molecule: messenger RNA, 2463 nt
Organism: Cottoperca gobio
Lineage: Eukaryota; Metazoa; Chordata; Actinopteri; Perciformes; Bovichtidae
Gene: commd1
Product: copper metabolism (Murr1) domain containing 1
Exons: 3
Coding region: 41-613 (190 amino acids)
Biological process (GO): copper ion homeostasis; negative regulation of protein localization to cell surface; negative regulation of sodium ion transmembrane transport
Cellular component (GO): endosome
Source: RefSeq, a predicted model, not a curated record
ACGAUCCAUCCGCUUCAUGUGACCACAUUGACAAGCAAACAUGGCGGAUGUAGAGCCGACGAAGUCUCUGAGCGGACUGUUGAAUGGAAUAGCUCAAAACGUGUAUUAUAACAACACCGACAUCACAGAGCAGCUGCUGAAAGAUGAGUUGUACCCCGAGCUGUCCCAGGACGAGUUCAAGGCUGUGCAUGAGAAAAUGAAAGGCCUCAUUAAGUCUAUCGCCACAGCAGACAUGGACCAUGCCCAGCUGGAGGCCUUCCUCACAGCCCAGACGAAGAGGCAGGGGAGCGGUGGGGUGAAUGGCGAGCAGGCUACCGCCCUCUCUCGCUUCUGGAAGAGCCAGCGGCUCCGGGUGAGGGAGAGCUUGCUGGCUCAGAGCCGCUGGGAGCCCGGCCUCAGGGGCCUCUCCUGGAGGGUGGACCUCCACACUGCAGACAGCCGGGGGGACGCGGCCCACAGCUGCCCCGUAGCCCUGAUGGAGCUGGAGCUUGGGAGAGCCGGACAGGACUCAGAGUUUAUAUGUCUGGAGUUUGAUGAAACCAAAGUCAACCAGGUGCUGAAGAAGAUGUCUGAUAUCCAGGAGAGCAUUGACAGAAUCGUUCACCGCACCUGAAACUGUGAGAUGCUUCCCCAGACAGAGAAACAGGAAGGUGUGACUCUGACUGAGAGACGACGUAGGACCAGUCCAUCUGUCUCCUCCUGAACACGCCUGUUUCCUCUCGGCAGAGGUGCCACAAUGGAUCCAACGCGGCUUUUUGCACCUACAGACUCGGAGAAGACACACUGUAUAAGAUAUAUGAUCCUCUCAAUGUAAAACUCCGAAUUUAGACGUGUUCACCUAUUAGGGGUCUGACUUGUUGAAUUAUUUACUUUGUUAACCGACCAAAACACCGGGGCGAUCCUUCCUCUAAUGGGAACAUGUUGCCCACUGAUUAUAGCAGCAACAAACUGCAGCACUGCCCUUUGGAGAGAACGGGAAGAUGAGGUCAUUGAAGAAAGGAUUAAUUUGCUAAUAAAGUCGUUUAAACCCAGUUUGAAGCAGGGAUUUAAAAAGAGGAUGAUACAAUGUUCGAUCUAAACUUCAGACAGAAGUGAAUGUUUGAGAUGGAAAGACUUCAAGUCCAUGCAAAGAUGCAAAGAUUCAAAAACAUGGAGAUUCACAGGCGGCACAAACUUCUCAGAGUUUAUUGAGAAAACAAAUUAAAUCAAUGUGAACGUCUUUUAUACGUCCUGAUGACGUCACACCGAACACAUCUAUGCUGAUGUAUGAUCAACACAAGCUGCCAUAACAUGCUAACAUUAGCAUCACAUGUUAAUGUUGGAGCGCUAACAUGCUAGUUUUUUAGCUUGAAUUAAAAAAUGCUAAUUGUAGCUAAUGUUAGCAUAUUGAUUCUGUCCCUCUGAGAAUGCUAACUGAGUAGCUAAUGCUAACAUUAUUAUGAGAAUGUGCUAAAUGUAAGCAUUUCAUUCAAAUAUUUAAUUCAAUACAACUUUAUUCAUCCCUGCAAGUGACACACAGACACCCUUAUAUAUAUAUAUAUAACAAUGUGAGCACAUUAGCAAGGUAGCAUAAGCAUUUAGCUCAAAGUACAGCAGACAAAGUCCAGGUUAGACUGAUAAAAGUCGACAGCUGAAAAGAGUUCAGAGCGUCCUGCUCCUUUUUAAGAAGGUGGUGUCGUCCAUUUAUGAGCCGCCCUGGUGUCAGGUGGCUUCAGGUACAGAUCACACGUGGCUCAUUCAUUCUUAAGAGGAACAAAAGCCUGCAGGACUUCAGCAGCACUGGAGUUUUUAAUCCAUUCAUUAGUUACUCUACUUCCUUUAAAGAGAUAGUUCAGAUGUAUUGAAGUGGGGCUGAGGUUCUUCUCUACAGUCAGUGUAUUACCUGCAGUCGACUAGUUUCUCACAGUUUGGAGAUAUAACUAAAGCCGUUAUAUUCUCUCUACACAGCCACCAGACUCCAUUCAGAAAAACAGUCAUUUUACCUCGCAGAGCACGGGACUUACUUAGUUUGAUUGUGUUCAUUUGUGAAUCUGAAUAAACCUAUAAAACACCAAAGUCACACAAUAAAAAUGACUGUUCUUGUCAAAGGAGUCUGGUGUCUUCAGUUCCCCGUCAGAAAGGCCUGUCUUACGGCAAAGUAAAGGGGUGAACAUAUUCUUAGUAUAGCGUACACUUAAACUUUUUUAAGUAGGCCUAAAAUACGUUUUGCUGCUGCUAUGUGGCUUCACUUUCGUGCAGUAACUUCUGUCUGUUUCUCCAAACGGGGCUUGCUGACCACCAACUUCUGCACACUAUCCCUCUGAACUGUCCCUUUAAAUAAUACUUGUGUUGCAUUAUGAAAAUAACACCAGCAGUUUUUUAUCUUGUUGUUCUGUGGCAGUGAGGAGGCUCCAUUACUCCAGAGGUGGAUGACACUGACUAGAUAUCUAACAUGCAAUAAAGGUCUGAUAUCAGCUUGAUGAA